Larimichthys crocea (large yellow croaker) is the source of this 1415-nucleotide messenger RNA. RefSeq names its product hibernation-specific plasma protein HP-55. The transcript has 6 exons. Gene Ontology annotation, molecular function: serine-type endopeptidase inhibitor activity. The record is from RefSeq and is a predicted model, not a curated record. Bases 119 to 1345 code for a protein of 408 amino acids. Lineage: Eukaryota; Metazoa; Chordata; Actinopteri; Sciaenidae.
GAGACAGAGAACAAACAAAGCCAAAGUUUGGUUGCUCUGAUCAGUCUUAUAUAAAGGGGCAUCUUCUCUGUACAGUCUCUGGUUCCCUCGACAGACACUGAACCAGAAGUCUGCAAUAAUGCAUGCAGCCCUGGGUAUCUGGAUCUUGUCAGCAGUGAUCUGUGUGGGGAGAGGCGACCACCAUCAUGGAGAUCAAGACACUGCACUCGACAACAGCGCCAACAGCGUCUCACUGGUGGCUGCAGCGAACAAAGAGUUUGCCUUCCGUCUGUACAGCCAGUUAGCAGCUCAUGCUGACUCGCAAGGCAAGAAUAUCUUCUUCUCCCCAUCAAGUGUGUCUGUUGCCUUGGCUACUUUGUCCGUAGGAGCACGGGAGGAGACCCACAAGCAGAUUUUCAGUGGUCUGGGUUUCAACAGCACCCUACUGACACAGGCAGAUGUAAAUCAGGCCUUUCACACUCUCCUCGAAAAGGCAAACAAGACAUCUGGAGAAGACACCAGUGAAGGCACCGCUGUGUUUGUGGACGACAACUUCAAGCCACGGCCUGAGUUCCUGGAAACCUUGAAGCAGUCCUACUUUGCAGAUGGGUUCACUGUUGACUUUGCCAAUGCUGCAGACAGUGCCAAUACCAUCAACGAGUACGUGAAAGGGAAGACCAAUGGGAAGAUAGAAGAGCUGGUCAGCAACCCGGAUCCAAUGACAGUCAUGUAUCUCAUCAGCUACAUCUACUACAAAGGAAAGUGGGCGACUCCAUUUGAACCCGAGCUCACCAAGGAGGACACAUUCACAGUGGACGAGAACACCAAGGUUCAAGUCCAGAUGAUGAAUAAGGAGGAGAGAUUUGAUAUCUAUUACGACCAGGCGAUCAACACAUCGGUCCUCCACCUCCCCUUCAACAGCUCCUACUCCAUGCUGCUGAUGUUGCCUGACGACAUGGCAACACUGGAGAAAGCAAUUUGCCCGAGUCAUGUCACCAGAUGGUUGAAGUCGAUGGAGACCUGGAUGUACGACGUAUAUAUUCCAAAGUUCUCCAUCAAGACUUCCUACACACUGAAUGAUGUGUUGACUGCAAUGGGAAUGACAGACAUGUUUACUGAACGUGCAGAUUUGAGCGGCAUUGCACAGGAUCAAAAACUGACAGUCUCAGAGGUUGUUCACCAAGCUACCCUGGAUGUGGACGAGGCUGGAGCCACCGCUGCAGCUGCUACAGGCAUCCGCAUUGCAUUUGCGUCCAUCCAACAUGUCCCUGUCUUGAAGUUCAACCGUCCAUUCAUGGUCAUGAUCAUUGAACGCAACACAGAAGACAUCCUCUUCAUGGGCAAGAUUGUCAACCCCAAAAUCUGAUGGAACAAACACUUUGUCUACAGAAGUACAGCUGUUGCAUUACAUAUAAAAAUACAUGCGUACUAUGGUG